Odobenus rosmarus divergens (Pacific walrus) is the source of this 2806-nucleotide messenger RNA. It is a transcript of the gene UBE2Q2, whose product is annotated as ubiquitin-conjugating enzyme E2Q family member 2. NCBI's taxonomy places the organism in Eukaryota, Metazoa, Chordata, Mammalia, Carnivora, Odobenidae. Bases 158 to 1186 code for a protein of 342 amino acids. Gene Ontology annotation, molecular function: protein binding. The transcript has 12 exons. The record is from RefSeq and is a predicted model, not a curated record.
AUUUUUCAGCCGCGAUCCGACGCGGGCCUCGGCGGCGGGGAGAGGCGGAGCCGCGAGAGUGCGGCCCCAGGCCGGCCCUGUGGGGCGGUAGCGGCCGUGACGGCGGCUCUGGGCCCGGCUCCCCUUUCGCACCCCUCCUGCCGGAGAUGAGGGGAAGAUGUCCGUGUCAGGGCUCAAGGCCGAGUUGAAGUUCCUGGCGUCCAUCUUCGACAAGAACCACGAGCGAUUCCGCAUCGUCAGCUGGAAGCUGGACGAGCUGCAUUGCCAGUUCCUGCUGCCGCCUCCGGCACCGCCGGGCAGCCCGCACCCGCCGCCGCCGCCGCUCACACUCCACUGCAACAUCACGGAAUCUUACCCAUCUUCUUCACCGAUAUGGUUUGUGGACUCUGAUGACCCAAAUCUGACAUCAGUGCUGGAACGUCUAGAAGAUACUAAGAGCAACAAUUCGAAUGGGACCACAGAAGAAGUGACUUCAGAAGAGGAGGAAGAGGAAGAGAUGGCUGAAGAUAUAGAAGACUUGGAUCACUAUGAGAUGAAGGAAGAAGAGCCUGUUAGUGGAAAAAAGUCAGAGGAUGAAGGAAUCGAAAAAGAAAACUUGGCAAUACUAGAGAAAAUUAGGAAGACUCAAAGGCAAGACCAUCUCAAUGGUGCAGUAUCUGGGUCUGUGCAAGCUUCAGAUAGACUUAUGAAAGAGCUCAGGGACAUAUACAGAUCACAGAGUUAUAAAGCAGGGAUUUAUUCGGUAGAACUCAUAAAUGACAGUUUAUAUGACUGGCAUGUUAAACUGCAGAAGGUUGAUCCUGAUAGUCCUUUGCACAGUGAUCUUCAGAUCUUAAAAGAAAAAGAAGGCAUAGAAUAUAUUUUGCUUAACUUCUCUUUUAAGGAUAACUUUCCAUUUGAUCCUCCGUUUGUUCGAGUGGUGUUACCUGUUCUCUCGGGAGGGUAUGUGUUGGGCGGUGGAGCACUAUGUAUGGAACUUCUCACAAAACAGGGCUGGAGCAGUGCCUACUCAAUAGAAUCAGUUAUCAUGCAAAUCAAUGCCACGUUAGUCAAAGGCAAAGCCAGAGUGCAGUUUGGAGCAAAUAAGAAUCAAUAUAAUCUAGCAAGAGCCCAACAAUCCUAUAAUUCCAUUGUACAGAUACAUGAGAAAAAUGGCUGGUACACCCCUCCAAAGGAAGAUGGCUAAAUAUGUUGACUGCCGUAUGUUUGGACCAAUGUUGCUUUAAAGAAAAUCUUUCCAACAUGCAGACACAAGCUUUGAGUGCCCCUAUAACAUCAGUACCGAAGAUGUUAGCUAAUAGAUAUUUUAGUGGAUAAUCUGUCAAUUGACAUCCAGUAUGAGUUACAGCCUUUUCAUUUUGCUCAUUUUACGUAUCUUGGACUGAGCAGUGGGGCCUUUACUGUAUUUUUUGUGAUAAAUACACAUACUGGCCACUCAUGAUCUCCUUCUCUUGAAAAAUCUGUCAAGCAGACAAGUCAGCAUCAGGUUACAGAAGUUGCGACUCUGGUAACUUUCCCAUAUUGAGCUCAUGUGUUAUGAAGACUUGCAAUAUACUGUUCCAUUUAGAACCAAUAAAAGUUUAAUUGAUGUUUAAUAUUGGUUUAGAAAAUUUAAGGUCUUCUAAAUCACAGCAGCUUUUUCAAGUUAAAACCAUUUUUUGAUAUUGCCAAAAUAAUGACAGGAAGCCUACUCAUUAAAUUGUUAAACUUUUUUUAUGGCUAGGUGAAGAUAUGAAUUGUUUCCCGAAGAUAUGCUCUUAAUUGAGUUGUAUUGUACUUUUUAGGCAAAGCAAAGCAAGCCUGUGUAAAUUAAGUAGUAAUUUCCACUGGGGCAUCAGAGUCUUGCUGGGCUGAAUCUGCUUCUUGUUGGUUCAGUAUUUCAUAUGAAGAACUGCAGUAUAGAGCUUGAAGUUAUUUAAAAUACUAAAUCAUUUUAUUUUACGUUUCCAUUUUAUUAACGGGAUGUUGCAAUCAUUUUUAAACUAAUAAACUUGUUUUUUUUUUUAAACUAAUAAACUUGUAAAGUGAUUGGCACAAAGACCGAAUCCGUGAGCAAAAGCUGCACAGCGAAGUACAAGAAGAUACCUAAUUUGGAGACUCUUAAAAUUUUUGCUAUAGUCGAACAGUGGCUUUUGCACUGAAAGACUAAUAGGAACUCUACAUAUGUUCAUUCUUUUAUAAAACCUGACUCAAUUCAGUGUAACUCCAUUUUAUUGCCUUACCUGAAUCAGUCCUGUUUGGUUGGUGAUAGGUUUUUUUUUAUCUACCCAAGUUUGAUUUAAAAGUAAAUUCCAGUUAUUAAGCACUUUUAAAAUGAAAUCCAGAAGCACAUUUUCUGCACAAACAGGUUACAAAAUUCAAAAGUGUUUCCUAUGCAUUUGCUCUAAGUUUCAAUUUUUAACUUUGUAAACCACAUCAGAGGAACUUGGCACUUCUGCAUUAUUGUGUGUGUUUAAUUUCUUUUUGUUCUAUUUUGGUUAAGAGGACAGUAGAAAAAGAUUUUCUGGCAUUCUUGUUUACUUGGUUACAUUUGUAUAAAGUUCUGAUUGCCAGUUGCUGAGAUAAUAAGUGACCAGGCAUUAAACUUUAAAGCAUUAAGGUUCCUUAAACCUAAGGCUAAAUCUUGAAUACAUUAUUGAAUUCUUUAAUAUCCUGAUGGCUAGCAGAUUGACAGCUGCACAUUUGGCAUGCUUUGUUUUUUGGGGGGUUUUAUUUUUCAUUGCAGAUUUAUUUGGCAAUGUACAGUAAAUUUUGUAAACUUGCAUCAAGUUUAUGAAUAAAGAACCAUUUAAAAAAUAACUUUGUU